AUGUCGCAACAAAUCAUCCACGCAUACCGCCAUCUCCUCCGGACAUCGCUCCAAGCAAUCCGCUACGCAAAACCCGCCCGCUACACACUGCAAUCACACCUCCGCUCAUCCUUCCGCAACCCCACAUCUUCAUUCAGCCCUCAGCAAAUAUCACAGACGCUACAGUUUUUGGACAAUGCUGCAAUGUACAAAGGCCUUGAAGACAAGAUUGUGAGGAAUCUGCUGUACGUUUGGGGUACUAGGCAUAAGGAUGUACCCGGUCUGUUGCGACGUGAUAAGAGGGCCAUGAGGUUGAGGCAUGACGCCUAUGAAAAGUUCGAUGAUCAAGUCAAAAUGCUCCAACGCUCUUUGGGCAUACGACUCGGAUGA
Aureobasidium namibiae CBS 147.97 is the source of this 369-nucleotide messenger RNA. RefSeq names its product DUF1763-domain-containing protein. The record is from RefSeq and is a predicted model, not a curated record. Bases 1 to 369 code for a protein of 122 amino acids. NCBI's taxonomy places the organism in Eukaryota, Fungi, Ascomycota, Dothideomycetes, Dothideales, Saccotheciaceae. The transcript is spliced from 2 exons.